GUCGUAAAAAGUUGAAGCAUGAACUCAGUGCAUGAACACUGAACUUACUGUUUUGCAAUCUAAGUAAUGAUGCAGAAUCAAUCGACAACAUCAAGUCGAUGGCUAAACAAAGCAGAAGAUAUUGCUGAUAACGUUUUGAGAAAGAGUAAGGUGAUUCUUCCGCAUCUCGCUCGCCUAUGUCUGAUCAGUACAUUCUUGGAGGACGGUUUUCGCAUGUGGUUCCAGUGGCGUCUACAAGCCGACUACAUGAGCGCCACCUGGGGGUGUGGCGCUUUCGUCGCAAAUGCCUUUGUGAUUGUCAACCUGGUUGGCCAAUUGUCAGGAUGUGUGAUGAUUCUGUGUAGGGUGAAAGUAGCGUGGGGCUGUGGCAUUCUAGGAGCUUUAAUUCUACUUCAGACGAUAGCAUACAGAAUACUGUGGGAAGGCACCUUCCUCUGUCGGAACCUGGCGCUGGCGGGCGGGCUCAUCCUUGUGCUAGCGGAGAGCAAGGACGAGACGAAGCGGAGCAUGUUCGCCGGCGUUCCCACGCUCGCCACGAACCGUCCGAAGACCUACCUGCAGCUAGCCGGACGCGUGCUUCUCGUCCUGAUGUUUCUCUCCCUCGUGCGGCUUGAAGCGACGGCGCCGCAGAUCGCUCAGAACGUUCUCGGAACCGCGCUGAUCCUCCUCGUCGCCGUCGGGUUCAAGACGAAGCUGACUGCUCUUGUGUUGGUCGCGUGGCUGGCGGCGUUCAACGUGUACGCGCACCCGUGGUGGCGCAUCUCCGCCUCGCAUGCUGUGCGUGACUUCCUCAAGUACGACUUCUUCCAGACGCUGUCAGUCAUCGGCGGCUUGCUGCUUGUAGUCUCGCUCGGUCCCGGUGGCGUCAGCUUUGACGAGAGGAAGAAGGAGUGGUAACAAUGGCCGACGUCGUUGCCGCCGGCGACGUUUUUUAUCGGCGUCGUUGCCGUCGGCGACGUCGUUGCCAUCGGCGACGUCUCUCACCGGCGUCGUUGCCGUUGGUGUAGUCGGUGAUCGACUGUGGCGUUGCUAUCACGAUAAUGUUACCGGUACCAUAACGAGCCGUUGUCGUAGCGGUUGUGGUAGCGGUAGUAUAAUUGUCUGGUGGUGGUGUCGUGUCGUUGCUGUACUGUGGUGGCUACACUGGCUGUGGCGUUGCUAUGACGAUAAUGUUACCGGUAUCGUAAUCGCAGUGGCGUCAUUGUCGUGGUUGUUUUGGUAGCGGUGGUGUAAUUGUCUGUUGGCGGUGCCUUCGCAUGUACGGUAACGAGUCGGUGAUCGCCCGUUAGCUGUGGGGUUGCCAAGACGAUGAUGUUACCGAUACGAUAUUGAGCCAUUGGUGGCGGCAUUGUCGUGGUCGUUAUGGUAGUGGUAGUGUACCGUAUAUACUCGCGUAAUAACCGCAAAUUUGGCCUCAGAUUUCAACCCUGUAUUUGC
Molecule: messenger RNA, 1437 nt
Organism: Priapulus caudatus
Lineage: Eukaryota; Metazoa; Priapulida; Priapulimorpha; Priapulimorphida; Priapulidae
Product: surfeit locus protein 4-like
Exons: 4
Coding region: 67-897 (276 amino acids)
Biological process (GO): Golgi organization
Cellular component (GO): endoplasmic reticulum-Golgi intermediate compartment; membrane; endoplasmic reticulum
Source: RefSeq, a predicted model, not a curated record